AUGGCUGACAUUGAUAGGUGGUACGAAGAGGACUCGGAACUCCUUUCUGGGGGCAAAUUCAUCGCUUUGGAGGUUUCCGACGACGACGAGGAUGAAACGGGUUAUGAGGACGAACAGGCUGUGCAACGCACGCCAACAACUGCUGUAUUGAAAGGAGACGCGAAAACAGACGCGAAAGCAGACGUUAGGGGACUCACGACUCCAAAACUUGUGAAAAGUCCCGAAUCGAGAGGCCAGAAUGGCGGAAAUACAAAACACAAACGAUGGUCAAUGAUCUCCAGCAGCUCGAAAAAAAGAUGGUCGUCGCUGUCUUUUGCCAGUGAGGACCGUCGUAUGAGCCCUGCCCCGUCGUCGUCGAAAAAAAGACGCUCCACAGCCAGCAUCGAUCUUCUAGAGCAGCCAGUUGCAAGCAAUGCCAGCGAUAACAGCAGCAGCAUUAACAACAGCAACAACAACAAUGCCAACACCACAGCUGAGAACGGGGAAAACUCGUAUGGCUCGUCACGCAGAAUUUCCGUGUCGUCCAGCAUGCAAUCGCUCCCCAGAAGCUCGACCAGCAACUCGCUGCGUCAAAUGUUUGGGAAAAUAGCAUUGCAGGACGAAGAAAAGGAAAACAAGACCGGCGUCAAGCGUUUUAUCGGCAAAAUGUCGCCCCGACGCAACCAGUUCCGUUCCACGCUCGGCCAACUCGACGCAAAUGUCUACGCUACCCUCAAUGCCCGCAAUUCUUACGCAGAUACUGCAAGCUUGAUCUCUGAAAUGAGCAUGUCCUCGAAAGCAUCCGUGUCAUCAGCCUCGAAAUGGAAGUUUUGGAAAAGACAAUCAGAAUCAUAUGAUCCCAGCUCGCCUUCGGCUUCAUCUUCUCAAUCAGUCCUGCAUUCAAAUGGUAGCUUAGUGACUCGAAGAUCUCAAUCCUCUUUGAAACAAAAAUCAUCCCAUUCUUCUUUGAAAAAACUGAGCACGCAUCGUAACUCCGUGACUAGCGAAUCCAUAUCUCUGCCCAUCCCAGACCAAGUCUCUAGAGACAAACUGCGCACGAAACUUCGCAAUUCAACUUCCAUCCUGUCUAUGAGAUCGACAGUGAUAGCCGAGGAGUUCGAAGACUUUCAAAUCUCACAACUUUUGAAGCUUUGUGACCAGACAGAACCAGUCCCGAUAGAAAAACUGAUCCCAGAGUGGUCAAAGAUGACCAAAAUCUCGAAACACGUUGCUCGUCAUAAAGAUUUUGUGCUCAAGUUUUUACCAUUGGCAGAGGAUGAAUUUACUCAUAAUAAAAACAUCAGAGUGAAAGAACUUGAGCUUUUAAAACUUUUUAGCGGCACCCCAGGCUUCACUCAAUUUGUCUCUUGCCAUUUGGCCUUAAUACAUGGUGAGUCUACUUUGGUAUGCAAAUUAAAAUACGCGGGUGUGCCGUUGAUAAAAGCAAAACUUCCCAGCUGGUCCGCGACGCUCAACAUCUGGUGGCAAUGUGCCGUUAUCCUGUAUGCAGCGGAGACCAAAUAUCAAUUUGAACAUCGAGAUUUGCAGCUGGAUCACAUUUUGGUGGAUCAGAACUAUAACGUAACUUUAUGUGACUACAAACUGUCGCGCGCGCUGAAUGGGCCAAUGAUCUACUACACCAGACUGGAUCAUCCUCUAUUUUUCCAAGGUCGUGGUGAUUACCGUUAUGAGGUGUAUAACACUAUGCGGCACUGGUGCGCCGAUAGUUGGUCUCGAUAUGACCCUCGAAACAAUUUGCUGUGGUUGCACUACCUGGGCGUUAAGCUACUGGAAAAACAAAACGACAUGGCCCACGAUGCCAGCUACUCUGAGUUGCUUAAGUUGGUUGCUCAAGUCAAUCCUCACCGUCGCAGAAAGCCGCUGUUUGGUAGAAAUGAUCAGAUUAUGAGCUGUGGGGACGUGCUGCGACUUCGAAAGUGA
Molecule: messenger RNA, 1920 nt
Organism: Lachancea meyersii CBS 8951
Lineage: Eukaryota; Fungi; Ascomycota; Saccharomycetes; Saccharomycetales; Saccharomycetaceae
Source: the annotation of a GenBank genome assembly